UAGAUCCAUAGCAACUGGUACGCCAUUUUUGAUCGUACAUGUUACACAGCUCUAGGAACGUGGAAUAAUUAAUAUAUUUUGCAGGUUAUAAGUAAUCAAACACUCUCAAGAUGGAGAUUGUUUAUGUCUAUACGAAGAAGAGGGCAGAGUUUGGGCGGCAGUGUAAUUUCUCUGACAGAGAAGCAGAGUUGCACAUUGACAUCCUGCCAGACCCGAAGGAGUCAGAGAAUUACAUCGAAAGAAACCCGGUUGAUAUCUCCGUACAAUGUGCUGCUGAGAUGUCCGAACAUGAAAUCAACACAGAAAGAUUUGAGACAGAGGUAAGAGGAAUCAACCACACAGAGGGUGGCUGGCCCAAAGAUGUAAAUCCACAAGAAGUAGAGCAAGUAUUAAGAUACAGAAAGAAAGUGGAGAAAGAUGAGAUGUACAUCAACACUAUUCAACAACUCAGCACUGUGAUGGAACAUUGCAUCAAACAAAACAAUGCUAUUGAUAUCUAUGAAGAAUAUUUCGAUGAUAUUGAUGUAGAUGAUAUGGAUGAAACACCAACAGCCAAAACAAUCAAUGUUUUCAGAGAUCCUUGUGAUCCCAAGCGUACCAGCACACACAUCUCCUGGUUCCCUGAUGGUCCUAGAAAGCUGGCCAUAGCUUACUGUAACCUGGAGUUCCAAGGGUCCUCCCCAGAUACUAGCAUGGACUCAUAUAUANUAUUCUUUGUGAAUGGAUUAUGUUUACUGGAUACCAAGGAGAUGGGAUCUUCAGAUGAGUGA
This is a messenger RNA of Lingula anatina, 770 nucleotides long. Its product is annotated as dynein intermediate chain 3, ciliary. The record is from RefSeq and is a predicted model, not a curated record. Gene Ontology annotation, cellular component: outer dynein arm. Gene Ontology annotation, molecular function: dynein light chain binding; dynein heavy chain binding. Gene Ontology annotation, biological process: cilium movement; outer dynein arm assembly. NCBI's taxonomy places the organism in Eukaryota, Metazoa, Brachiopoda, Lingulata, Lingulida, Lingulidae.